GAGCCACUCAUUGUAGCCUCCCCACAUUUGGACACUUGCUUUUGGUUCUGUCGGGCAGCCUAGAGCCCAGUGGUUGACAAAACGGACACAUCGGGGAGCUGAAAGAGAAGCAGCCAGAGGCUGUGGGCAGAGGAAGGAGCCUCUGGGCCCCGGGAUGGAGCCCAACACAACCUGUCUGGACUCUGUUGCGUUCAAGAUCACCGUGAGUGUGGCCCUCACCACCCUCAUCUUCAUCACUAUCGCUGGCAACGUGGUCGUCUGCCUGGCCGUGGGCCUGAACCGCCAGCUCCGCAAUCUGACCAACUGCUUCAUCGUGUCCUUGGCCGUCACUGACCUGCUCCUCGGCCUCCUGGUGCUGCCCUUCUCAGCCUUCUACCAGCUGUCCUGCAGGUGGGGCUUCAGUGGCGUCUUCUGCAACAUCUACACCAGCCUGGACGUGAUGCUCUGCACGGCCUCCAUCCUCAAUCUCUUCAUGAUCAGCCUUGACCGGUACUGCGCCGUCACAGACCCCCUGCGCUACCCUGUGCUAGUCACCCCGGUCCGGGUCGGCGUCUCCCUGGCCUUGAUUUGGGUCGUCUCCAUCACCCUGUCCUUCCUGUCUAUCCACCUGGGGUGGAACAGCAGGAGUGAGACCAGCAGGGUCAAUCACACCAACCUGUCCUGCAAAGUCCAGGUCAACUUGGUGUACGGCUUGGUGGAUGGGCUGGUCACCUUCUACGUGCCUCUGCUGAUCAUGUGCGUCACCUACUACCGCAUCUUCAAGAUCGCCCGGGAGCAGGCCAAGAGGAUCCAUCACGCCAGCUCCUGGAAGGCGGCCACCAUUAGGGAGCACAAGGCCACGGUGACACUGGCCGCCGUGAUGGGGGCCUUCAUCGUCUGCUGGUUCCCCUACUUCACCGUGUUUGUCUACCGGGGGCUGAGAGGGGAUGAGGCCAUCAACAAGACCUUGGAGGCUGUCGUUCUGUGGCUGGGCUACGCGAACUCGGCCUUGAACCCCAUCCUGUACGCUGCGCUGAACAGAGACUUCCGCACGGCGUACCAGCAGCUCCUGCGCUGCACGUACGCCGGCCACAGCACCCACGACACUUCCCUGAGGUCCCAGGGCUCUCGGCUCUCCAGGACUCAAAGCCGAGUACCCGGGCAGCAGGAGGAGAAGCCCCUGAAGCUGCAGGUGUGGAGUGGGAGAGAGAUCAUGGCACCCCGAGGAGCCACAGACAGGUAA
Miniopterus natalensis is the source of this 1222-nucleotide messenger RNA. It is a transcript of the gene HRH2, whose product is annotated as histamine receptor H2. Gene Ontology annotation, cellular component: plasma membrane; dendrite. Gene Ontology annotation, biological process: G protein-coupled receptor signaling pathway, coupled to cyclic nucleotide second messenger; gastric acid secretion; positive regulation of vasoconstriction. NCBI's taxonomy places the organism in Eukaryota, Metazoa, Chordata, Mammalia, Chiroptera, Miniopteridae. The record is from RefSeq and is a predicted model, not a curated record. Gene Ontology annotation, molecular function: neurotransmitter receptor activity; G protein-coupled serotonin receptor activity; histamine receptor activity.